This is a messenger RNA of Geodia barretti, 1875 nucleotides long. The record is from the annotation of a GenBank genome assembly. NCBI's taxonomy places the organism in Eukaryota, Metazoa, Porifera, Demospongiae, Tetractinellida, Geodiidae.
AUGGGUCCUGCUCAACGCCCCCUGGUGGGUGGUGAUCGUCGCGAUCGCAGGCAUCUGCUUCGCCGCGAGCCGGCGUGUGCGGCUCACCGUCGGCGUCAUCGUCGCGUUCCUCGCCAUCGGCGUCCUCAACAUGUGGGACGACACGAUGCGCACCCUUGCCAUCAUCUUCGUCGCCACCCUCAUCGCCAUCGCCAUCGGCAUCCCGCUCGGCAUCGCCAUGUCGCGCUCCGACCGGGUGCAGGCGUUCAUGAGGCCGAUCCUCGACGUCAUGCAGACGAUGCCCAUCUUCGUCUACCUGAUCCCGGUGGUGAUGCUCUUCGGCCUCGGCAAGAUUCCGGGCCUGAUCGCGGUGGUGAUCUACGCCGUGCCGCCGGUGAUCCGGCUUACCAACCUCGGCAUCCGCCUGGUGGACCAGGAGGUGCUGGAGGCGGCGGACGCCUUCGGCGCCGGUACCUGGCGCAGGCUCUUCGGCAUCCAGUUGCCGCUGGCGCUCCCCACCAUCAUGGCCGGUGUCAACCAGACCAUCAUGAUGGCGCUCUCCAUGGUGGUGAUCGCGUCCAUGAUCGGCGUGAAGGGCCUCGGCAUGCCGGUGCUCCAGGCGGUAACCAACCAGUACUUCGCUCUCGGGCUGUUCAACGGCGCGGCGGUGGUGGGGCUCGCGAUCGUGUUCGACCGGGUGACCCAGAGCUACGGCCGGCGCAUCGAGGCGCAGCGGCAGUCAUGACCGCGCAGACCCACGAGGGCAUCCACGUCGGACGCCUCUACAAGGUGUUCGGCGCCGACCCGGCGUCCGUGAUGCCGCUCGUGCACGAGGGCAUCAGCAAGCAGGACCUGCUGGAGGCCCACGGCCAUGUCCUCGGCCUGCGCGACAUCAAUCUGGAGGUGGCCCCGCGCAGCAUCCAGGUUGUCAUGGGGCUCAGCGGCUCGGGCAAGUCCACGCUGGUGCGCCACAUCAACCGCCUGAUCGACCCGACGGAAGGCGAUGUGCGCAUCGACGGGGAGGACAUGCUCGCGCUGGACGCUCGCGGCGCUCAAGCGGCUCCGGCGCUACAAGAUCAGCAUGGUGUUCCAGCGUUUCGCGCUGUUCCCGCACCGGACGUGAUGGACAAUGUCGGCUACGGCUUGGCGCUCCAGGGUCUCGCCAAGAGCGAGCGUACCGCACGCGCCGCGCAAUGGGUGGAGCGCGUCGGCCUCCAGGGCUACGAGGAGUCCUACCCGCACCACCUCUCCGGCGGCAUGCAGCAGCGGGUCGGCCUCGCUCGCGCCCUCGCGACCGACGCCGACAUCCUGCUGAUGGACGAGGCCUUCAGCGCGCUCGAUCCGCUGAUCCGCUCGGACAUGCGGACGCUGCUGCUCGGCCUGCAGCACGAGCUGCACAAGACCAUCGUGUUCGUCACCCACGACCUCGAGGAAGCCAUCGAGAUCGGCGACCGCAUCGCCAUCCUGCGCGAUGGCGAGGUCGUCCAGAACGGCGAUUCGCAGGACAUCGUCCUGCGCCCGGCGGACUCCUACAUCGCCGACUUCACGAAGAGCAUCAAUCGCGGCCGCGUCAUUCGCGUGGGCUCCAUCAUGGAGCCGCCCGGCCGGCCUGGCGGGGCCCGACUGCCCGCACGACAUGACGGUGGAGGAGGCGCUGCCGCUGGCGGUCGCAUCGCCCGGCGGCAUGGCACGGGUCGUGAACGGCGAGGGUUCGCCGGUCGGCGCUAUAUCGCUCAGCGGCCUGGUCCGCGCCCUCGGCGGCGGCCGGGCCGCCGACCGCGCCGGGACAGACGACUCUCGAUCCGGCGCCUGAGCCCUAUUCCGCUGCGACCGCCCUGUUCAGGAAGGACGCGAAGCUCGCGUCGCGGCCGUAGGCGCUUAGCCCUUCCACGCUGA